Molecule: messenger RNA, 531 nt
Organism: Orycteropus afer afer
Lineage: Eukaryota; Metazoa; Chordata; Mammalia; Tubulidentata; Orycteropodidae
Gene: BRI3BP
Product: BRI3 binding protein
Cellular component (GO): mitochondrion
Source: RefSeq, a predicted model, not a curated record
CUGCAGUUCCUGACCAGGCUGACUGAGAGGUUCGUGCUGGGCGUGGAUAUGUUCGUGGAGGUGCUGUGGAAAGUUUGGACGGAGGUUCUGGAUGUGCUCGGACUUGACGUGUCGAACCUGUCCCAGUACUUCAGCCCAGCCUCGGUGGCCAGCAGCCCGGCCCGUGCCCUGCUGCUGGUGGGCGUCGUCCUCCUGGCCUACUGGUUCCUGUCCCUGACCCUGGGCUUCGCCUUCAGUGUGCUGCACGUGCUCUUCGGCCGUUUCUUCUGGCUCGUGCGGGUCGUGCUGUUCUCCAUGUCGUGCGUGUACGUCCUGCACAAGUACGAGGGCGAGCCCCAGAAUGCCGUGCUGCCCCUGUGCUUUGUGGUGGCCGUGUACUUCAUGACCGGGCCCAUGGGCUUCUACUGGCGCGGCAGCCCCGGCGGCCCGAGCCUGGAGGAGAAGCUGGAGCACCUGGAGAGCCAGGUGAGGCUGCUGAACAUCCGCCUCAACCGGGUGCUGGAAAGCCUCGACCGCUCCAGCGACAAAUGA